Aedes aegypti (yellow fever mosquito) is the source of this 3322-nucleotide messenger RNA. Its product is annotated as LIM/homeobox protein Lhx9. NCBI's taxonomy places the organism in Eukaryota, Metazoa, Arthropoda, Insecta, Diptera, Culicidae. Gene Ontology annotation, molecular function: transcription coactivator activity; DNA-binding transcription factor binding. The coding region runs from base 1940 to 2908 and encodes 322 amino acids. The transcript has 7 exons. The record is from RefSeq and is a predicted model, not a curated record. Gene Ontology annotation, cellular component: nucleus. Gene Ontology annotation, biological process: positive regulation of transcription by RNA polymerase II.
AGAGUUCAGAGUUUGGUUCAUCAUUUCAAGUUCGGAUUACGAGGUGAUAGGAUGUGUUGGCGUUUCGCUGCUACAGUUUCGCGUAGUUCACAGUCAAUCCUGGUGGAGCACAUCUACCGAUUCCAGUCCUGUGUGGAGGAAACAGAAGCUAGGAGGCAGUAAAGUCUGAUAGCGCGAGGCCGUCUGGCAAACUGGGAGUGUUUGUUCGGGUGUUCGACGGAGAUCUGCAGUUACGAACAGUGACGACGUUCCGAGAGUGGGAGAGCGUAAUAAACUAAGUGAUAUUAGUGCGGUGUGAUAGAUGGUCGCUUUUGGUGGAUUGAACCGCUUGAUUGGUAUUAAGUGGAAGAGUGGAAAAUUGGCAUGAAAUUGGAGAUUUCGCAGACGUUCGGUGUGGAAAUUGAAAGCAAUUCAGUGUUCAGCGCGGCGCAAAUAGUGCGGAUGGAAUAAAGCAAAUAAUAUUGAUUGUCAUUAUCUGAAGUGCAAUAGAAGCCUGCAGUGUACUGUUUGUGAAGACGGUGUUAAACAUUGUAAAAAUUGAAUUUAUUAUUAUGAUAUGUGAUUAAACGCUGAUAAUAAAAAACAUAUGUAAGUUAUGAGAGUAAGCUAUUGCAAAAAUCUAAGAAUACACAGAUAACUUAUUUGGAAAUGCAUUGAUCGCCAGUAGAACUAUUCAUUGAAUGUGAGUAAGCUAAUUAACAUAUAAGAAAUCUUUCUAAUAACUAGCAAAGAAUAUUAAAAUUCCUUGUUAAAGUAAACCAUAAAAAAGAACAGAAGUAGAAAGGAACACAGGAAUCUCGUUAAUAAAGUCAAAUCAAGGAACACAGUGCGUGAAAUAAGGUGAACAGUGCUGGAAAAUACAUUCCGUUAUCUGUACUCCAUUCAAAAAGCUCGCAAAACGUGAACGCGGCGACGUCCUUGCCUACCAGAAUAAUAGAAUACGUAUAUCGCAAAUCGCGUCUUAGCGCGUACACGGACCGGCGGAAAGUGUGUUCAUUCCCAUACCGCAACAGUGGCAUUCAAGCUCGGAACAGAAUAGGAUAAAAAUAUCAAAACAUUUCCCAUACAAUCAAAUAAAAUCGCUUUACACACCUCUCUUUAUAAGCGAAGUAAUAACAUAACAUACCGUCGGGGAGUGUGGUUCCUCCUGGUCUAGAGCAGCUGGAAGCGAGCUGUAAGGAAACACGCCGAUAGUAGCUACACUGUUGAACCGACCAAACUCUUGCGAAAAGUGAAAUCACCUUCCACUGUCACCGCCAUCAACGGCGUCAUCAUCGUCAUCGCCAUCAUCGGAGGCAGCAUCACUCGAGUCGUCGACGGGUGCAACGGAAACAGUUUACGAAGAUUGUUGGGUGGCAAAACGGCGUGCACGCCAGCUCCAACACUCCGCGAACACUACCGCCGCCUGUUAUCGUCAGCACCUUUUUUUCUAGUGAAUCGUUCUGCAAGGAUAUUGCCACUCGCGUCACCCCCUUCGGAGAGUGCACGGAAGUGAAUCACCAGAGAGUGAUAAAAGUUGUGAACCAGGGAGAAAGAUCAAGCUCCAAAAGAGGCAGAGUGUGCCAGCAGCCCUCCUGUUCAGUGUGUGUAACAGAACUCUAUUAAAUUUCUGAAUAGAAAAAAGCGGAAAAAAGGAAACGUUACCAAACUGGAAGAGAGAAAAACCGACAAAGUGUGCAAGUGAGAGAGCGAGAAGGACCUAACGAGCAGCGAAGAGUACGAUUUCAGAGUUCCGUUUGAGUGUACGAAAGAGAGUGGAAAAAAAGUAUCAGCAGCCAGGCAGAGGCAACGCCGAGGCACACCGAGCUCGUAUAAUCAAUUGGCAAACUGGGCACUCAUGGGACUCCAAAACGCCGAGGGGCAGGACAUGAGCCUCCUGUGAAAAGCUUGACCUACGGUGACGUCAAGCGUCCAGUGUCAGGAAUGCACAGCACUGAAAAUGUUGCUGUGGAACCGAUCAGUGAUCACCCAGUCAAUGUACAACAACAACAAUCAGCCAGGACACUCAACGCCGCCAGUGUUACAGCUAUGGGACACACGACAGUUACAACCGAACGCACCGGCAAUCCAAUCAUCGGUCUCGUCCACCCCGAACCUCAUCGGAAGCAACGGCAUGGCCAAGGACUGCGCAGGUUGCGGGAAACGCAUUACCGAGCGGUUCCUGCUGAAAGCCCUGGACCUCUUCUGGCACGAGGACUGCCUCAAGUGUGGAUGCUGUGAUUGUCGGCUCGGCGAAGUCGGCUCUACCCUGUAUACUAAAGCGAACCUAAUACUGUGUAAGCGAGACUAUCUUAGACUGUUCGGCACAACGGGAUACUGUGCCGCGUGCAACAAGGUGAUACCGGCGUUCGAAAUGGUGAUGCGUGCCAAAAACAACGUCUACCAUUUAGAGUGCUUCGCCUGUCAGCAGUGCAAUCACCGGUUCUGCGUGGGCGACCGUUUCUAUUUAUGUGAUUAUAAAAUACUAUGUGAAUACGACUACGAAGAACGUUUAGUGUUCGCCAGCAUGGCGUGCAAUCCAUCUAGUUUAGCGCAUAUACGGAGGCAAGUUAGUAAUUUACAGCCAGCCGGAGAAAAUCUCAUCGGUAAUGUCGGCAGUGGACGUAUGCCGCCAGCCGUUAAUCGAUCUCCAUACGUAGCAGACAAACUCGGUCUAACACAACAGCAGCAGCAGCAAGGACUCCCUCAACAGCAGCAACAUCCGCCGGUUCCUUCGAAUCAGCAGACGCAGCAUCACCCUCAUCCUCCCCAACAAUCACCGCAGCAGCAAUCAGCUGGUGGCAGCCAUCUGCAGAAUCCUACCCAGCAGCAGCACCACCCUAGCAAUCUUGGUCCUCACCGAGACGAUGGCUCCAGUGGCUAUGGGAGUCCCGAUUCGGAGACCUUCGAGACGCCGGCCUCUCAAUGACGCCCAGUGCCCUGAUUCUGCGAGGCCACCUAGUCGAAGCUACUGAUAGCUGGGAAUGGUUGAUGCCCCAACGCGUUCUAGGCUAGACGAGUUUUACGCCAGAUAGCCUUCUGCAGUGGUGCUUGAUGUUUGGAUUCCUUAUUGGUUCUACAAGGGAGCAACUCCUUAGUUGGAAAUGAUAAAAUAUGAUUUUUUAAAAGUGCAUUUUAGGUAUCGGUGAACCAAAACAAUAUUCGUAAAUUUUUAGUGCACAAUGGACAACUCCUCUAAACCAAUUCUCAAGGAGCCAAUUUUUUCAGCUGGAUGGAGCUAGGGAUAUUAACAAAUUUGAAAUAAUACAUAUAACCUCCAUGAGGAAGGCUCCAACCACUAGCCGAAACGUUGGAGGUAAAAGGGUAAUUCCGCUUUCAAUAA